CCGGAAUUCGAAAGCUAUUCGUUCGCAUACAAACACGCAACACAGCCUCGUACUGCAACGUUGUCUCUACCACCUUUCUUUGUUUCUUUCCUAAUAUUAUAUAUCACACAAAAUGAACGAAUCCAAUUUAACGUUAUCCACUAGCCAGAAAUUGCAAACAUUCUUACUACUAUCGAAAUCCGUCAAAGGUGUUGCCAAUUCAAAACUAAUUCUCGAUACACUUGCUGCGCCUGGCAUUUACGUGUUUUCUGAACUCGCUGAAUCGCCCAAUGUCCUCGAGGCAUCACAAUCCCCUGAAGUCGCACCUUACUAUGCUCUUUUAAAGAUCUUUAUGUACGGCACUUAUAAAGAUUAUGUUGCUGAACAAGCCAAUUUACCCUCACUCAACGACGCGCAACAAACGAAGUUAAAGCACCUGUCCAUUGUAGCUCUUUCUGAAUCGAGCCGGACACUACCAUACCCACUACUGCAAGAAUAUCUUAAUAUUUCCAACGUACGUGCGCUCGAAGACCUGAUCAUUGACGCCUUCUAUCAAGGGAUCAUUGUCGGCAAACUCGAUCAGCGGCAGCAGCAGCUCCAGGUGGAAUACACAAUGGGACGCGAUGUACGACCGAAACAGCUCGAAGAAACAAUGGAGGCAUUGAGCGUGUGGUCCAACAAUACCAAGACAGUGCUGGAUGCUAUCGACAAUCGGAUCCGAGCAGCGCAUGAAAUGAUUGCAGCCAACCAGGCCGAACGUGAAGACUAUGACAGACAUGUGGAGCGAGUACGUCGACAAAUCCGUCAAAAAUCUUCCUCUUCUCCUAAUAGCGGUGGCAGUAGUAAUAAUAACAACAACAGCAGCAGGAUGGAUACGGAUGAAUCGGAUUCAGCAGGCAUGCUGCGAACGCGAGAACAAGGUGCGCAUGAUUCCAACAGCGAACAGCGCAGUGGAAGAGCCAAGAAGAGAGGUACCAAACGAUUUAUGGUGGGCCAUCCGUGACGCAGUGUAGGGAUGAUAUGCGCAAUAUAAAAGGAAAACGAAAUCAAGGAAAAAGAAACUUUCGUGGUAUCCCUUUUACAUGUCCAUUUCCUUUGAUCUGCUGCCUCUGUGUGUGUUGUACGUACAUAACUACCAAAAAAUAAAACUUUG
Messenger RNA from Zychaea mexicana, 1132 nucleotides. RefSeq lists its product as uncharacterized. Gene Ontology annotation, cellular component: COP9 signalosome. Lineage: Eukaryota; Fungi; Mucoromycota; Mucoromycetes; Mucorales; Lichtheimiaceae. The transcript has 5 exons. The record is from RefSeq and is a predicted model, not a curated record. The coding region runs from base 113 to 982 and encodes 289 amino acids.